AUGGCUUUAAAAUUACCUACAAAUGUUGAUUUAAAUGCAACAGAAGUGAGCAGAUUUUCGCCUCAAAGAGAAAGAGACAUAUCGGGCCCAGUUAUAAAUUUUUGCUACAAGAAGCAAAAAGCUUUUGGAAAAAUUGACAUUACAAUACAAGCAGAUCCCCAUGCCAAUAAAUAUGACUGUCGAGGUGCUGUCAGUCUUAACUCCUCAAUGCAAAGUAAUGUUCCCAGUCCAUUUAGUGGAAAUCACACCCAUCUGAAUAUGCCUGGUUCACAGUGGGGUCAGGGGCAUAAAUACCUGUCAAGUAAUUUACAAAGUGCUCAUUAUUUGACCUUGAGGAAUGAAUAUCGGGCAAAAGCAAGGAAUGACGUGGCGUGGAUUUAG
Molecule: messenger RNA, 381 nt
Organism: Arctia plantaginis
Lineage: Eukaryota; Metazoa; Arthropoda; Insecta; Lepidoptera; Erebidae
Source: the annotation of a GenBank genome assembly